UAAACAACAAAUAAUAUACCUAGGGAAAAAUUGUCAAAUCGUUCCAAUAUUUUUGAAGUCUAGAGUGAAUGUUACUUUGUUUCCUAUAUAAAGGAAGGUGAAUUCCAUUUCAUUAUCAGUUCUGUGUAGCUUUUGGUACUCACACACACAUAUUCCAAGUACAAGAUGAUUGCACAGGCAAUAGUCAUCUCUGCCCUUAUAGCUUUGGCCCACGCCGGAGGUUUACUUCUUGGUGGUUAUGGAGGGGGUCUAGGACUUAGCAGUGGACUUGGUCUUGGAGGAGGAUUAUCUUUACAAGGAGGACAUGGUAUUGCAAUUGCAAAACAGGCUGUUGUAGAUGUUUGGGCUCCUCCAAAGUAUGAAUACAAAUAUGGAGUUGAAGAUGCUCACACAGGCGACUUGAAGCAACAGCAAGAGUCCAGAAUUGGUGACCUAACGAAGAGUGAAUAUGGUCUAGCUGAAAAGGACAGGCAAAUUCAAGUAUCCAGGGUAAUCGCGGGAGCAGUGCCGCUUGUAGGCAAGGGAUAUGGAUAUUGAUUUCAAUAUUUUUUUGAUACCACCUUUGUUUUCAUUUCAUUCCACUCAUUCAUCUGAAGUACAAUAAAUGUUAUCUAUAAUUA
Molecule: messenger RNA, 620 nt
Organism: Leptinotarsa decemlineata (Colorado potato beetle)
Lineage: Eukaryota; Metazoa; Arthropoda; Insecta; Coleoptera; Chrysomelidae
Product: adult-specific cuticular protein ACP-20
Source: RefSeq, a predicted model, not a curated record